AAAAAUCAAAAAUCAAAAUCCCUAAAAGCUUCUUGACUCGUUUAUCCUCUACUACAAUGGCGAAAACCCUAGACAAAUCUAAGAAGCGCAAACUCGUGAAAUCCAAAUCCACGAAUUUCGAUAAGAAACAGAAGAUUAACAAACAACAACAACAACCAGAAUCCUCAACGCCAUAUUCAAGUUCAAGCUCCAGCUCUGAUUCUAGCGAUUCCGAAUCAGACAACGAAUUCGACCCAGAAGAGCUCCGUGAGCUUCUACAACCUUAUUCCAAGGACCAGCUUGUCGAUCUAGUUUGUUCCGCUUCUCGAAUCGGAUCUUCGAUCUAUUCCGCCGUCGUAGAAGCCGCAGAUCGUGAUGUUACACACAGGAAAAUCUUCGUUUAUGGUCUUCCAUGGGAGACGACUCGCGAGACUCUUGUUGGAGUCUUUGAAGGUUAUGGUGAGAUUGAAGAGUGUACCGUUGUUAUAGAUAAGGCUACUGGUAAGGCUAAAGGGUUUGGAUUUGUUAUGUUCAAGACUAGGAAAGGAGCUAAAGAAGCUCUUAAAGAACCGAAGAAGAGGAUUCUUAAUAGAACUGCCACUUGCCAGCUUGCUUCUAUGGGUCCUGCGGCUUCAGGAAAGGGGCAUGAUCAACCUGGUCCGGUGAAGAUUAGUAUGGGUUCGAUGGCUAAUCAUGGACAGCCUCAGCAACAGCAGGUACAAGGUCAACAUGUGUUUAACGGUGGUGGAAUGGCUGCUUCGCCGUUUAUGUUAGGGAACCAAUACCAUCCGCUUUAUGGAGCUGGGAUGUUGGGAAAUCCAGCUUUAGCAGCAGCAGCAGCAGCUGGGGGAGGUUACAUGUAUCCGAUGUUAGCGGGUGCUCUAGCACAUGGCGGGUUGGGUUCUGAUAUGGUACAGUCUAGUCAAAUGGGUGGGAUUGGUGUUGAUCCAAGCGUUGGUGCUGCUGGUCUUUCAGCUCUAGGUUCUUACUUUAGAGGUCAGAGUCUGCCUAGUACUUAUCCUGAUUCGGAUGCUGGUGGAAAAAGAGGGACGGGUAAAGAUUCGGAUGCUGGUGGCUCCUCCUUUCAUGGCUACUCAAACUAUUCAUGGUACGUUCACUGAAACCUUUGGUGUUUUGUAGCAAUGUUUGUGCUAAUAUUGUGGUUUGAAUGUCUUUGGAUAAGCAUAAAUUCAUUGUAGCUCCGUCAUGUGUAGAUAAAUGGAUUAAGGCUUUUGUGGUAGUACCGGAAUUUUAUCUGACAUUAUUAUGCCUCUCUAGUCAAAUAGUUGGCUUAAAUGCCUAAAUAUGUAUAUUCCUAGGAGGAACUGCUACAGGAAUUAAAUACCUAAAUUAUGUUCUAGAGGUAGGUUAGCAUUGUCAUCGGUUGCCGUAAUUCAUUAUUCAUGAAUCUUGCUUCGACUCUAUUUCAAGUAGAUGCAAUGUGACCCACCAUACUUUUGUUUUUUUUGUUUUCUCCAUUAUUUUUCCUUUUGUUGGUUUAUGUUUUGUUUUCUUUUCUUUACUGUCC
Molecule: messenger RNA, 1507 nt
Organism: Arabidopsis thaliana (thale cress)
Lineage: Eukaryota; Viridiplantae; Streptophyta; Magnoliopsida; Brassicales; Brassicaceae
Gene: UBA1A
Product: RNA-binding (RRM/RBD/RNP motifs) family protein
Exons: 1
Coding region: 57-1100 (347 amino acids)
Cellular component (GO): nucleus
Molecular function (GO): nucleic acid binding; RNA binding
Source: RefSeq, marked reviewed